AUGAUGAACCCACUGGCAAGAAGUGUAGAGGAAUUGUUGCCUGCUAGCAUCUCAAACACUAAUUGGUGUUUCCUUCUUCUAAGAACAGCACUGGUUAUAUCUACUGUCUGUGCUGCUUUUGUGAUUCCAUUUUUUGGGCUAGUGAUGGCUUUAAUCGGUUCUCUCCUCAGUGUUCUUGUGGCAGUGAUAUUGCCAGCUUUAUGUUUUCUAAGAAUUGUGGGGAAAAAGGCAACCAAUACACAGGUUGCUCUCAGUAUUGUAAUUACUGCAUGGGGGAUAGUUUGCGCUGGUUUUGGAUCAUAUUCAUCUCUGUUAAAGAUUUUGCAGCAGCUCUGA
This is a messenger RNA of Vicia faba (fava bean), 336 nucleotides long. Lineage: Eukaryota; Viridiplantae; Streptophyta; Magnoliopsida; Fabales; Fabaceae. The record is from the annotation of a GenBank genome assembly.